AUGCCAUUAUAUAUGGCUGACAUGAAACUGCCGUUUUUUUUUUUACCUCACUCACAGCCAAAGACACUUGACGAAGCUCUACGAGCGGACCCGCCUUGCUAUCCUCGUGCAUGCGCGAUCCAAUCCUGUCUUCAGAAAAGCAACCACGACGAAUCCAGGUGUGCGCACUUGAUCGACGCGUUGUACGAAUGCUGUGCAGAGCUGUACAAACGGGAAGGCCCGGGUGCGAAAUCAACGUGCUGUCCGAAAGAGAGCCUCCUCAAGUUGAAGUUAAAGCAAAAGCAAGAUGCCGGUGGCUUCGGGGGUGCUGCUGAGCUUCAUGAAACUCGACGAAGAUAA
This is a messenger RNA of Morchella importuna, 339 nucleotides long. RefSeq lists its product as uncharacterized. The coding region runs from base 1 to 339 and encodes 112 amino acids. Gene Ontology annotation, cellular component: mitochondrial intermembrane space. The record is from RefSeq and is a predicted model, not a curated record. Lineage: Eukaryota; Fungi; Ascomycota; Pezizomycetes; Pezizales; Morchellaceae. The transcript is spliced from 2 exons.